AUGGAUAUGCUGCUGAGGGAAACGGUACGUGUACAAAAGUGGGAUUACAAGGUGCUUUUUAGUGUUAUGACGAUGUUACGAGCUGGUGCUAAGAUUUGGAAUGAGAUUUUCCACAUGGUGGCUUGUACAGACGUAUGCCGACAGGGAUGUCAAUGUAUACCGGGGUUUCUGCGAAAUUCUGACGGGAAGUGUGUAGAAAAUUGCAAUGGAGAUUCAGAUUGUCCACCUAAUCAACAGUAUGUCACUUGUGGAGGUUGCGAACCAACAUGUGAUGUCCCAAAACCGGAAGCAUGUUUGGCUGUUUGUAUUGUCGGCUGCCAGUGUUUGCCUGGAUUCCUACGUGACUCAGAUGGAAACUGCGUGUCUACCUGUCCAGGAAAACCGUGUGGUGAGAAUGAGGAACUAAAAAAACAGGCUUCCACAUGUGAACCAACCUGCGCGGAUAGAAAUCCGAUUUGCAACAAAAUGGCGGUGUUGAAUGUAUGCCGCUGUAAAGAUGGUUAUAUUCGUGAUGUUACUGGUGGACGUUGCAUUCCUGUCGAGAAAUGUCCUACAGGGUGUCAAGUGGACACAUGCCUGACGAUUAAGUGCCCACCGGGUACGAAAUGUGAACAGAACACAAUAUUCUGCAUUCGAGCGCCGUGUCCUCAGCCACCUCCACAAUGUGUCCCGAUAACCACUGUUCAGCCAACUACAGUGAUACCACCUACUUCUUGUGAAAAGAUAAAGUGCAAACCAGGCGAGUUCUGCUCCGUUCUUUUCCCUCUCUGUCAGCCUGAUGGACCAUGUCCUCCACCAAUCGCUAGAUGCUAUCCCAGAGGAGGACCUGAACCUGUAUGA
Molecule: messenger RNA, 840 nt
Organism: Necator americanus (New World hookworm)
Lineage: Eukaryota; Metazoa; Nematoda; Chromadorea; Rhabditida; Ancylostomatidae
Exons: 10
Coding region: 1-840 (279 amino acids)
Source: RefSeq, a predicted model, not a curated record